UCCUCUCCAUCUCAAGGCAGUCCUUUCAGAAGAGCAGGACUACUUCUUGUGUUCACAGAAGUCACCAUGGCCUGGUCCUGCAGCCUGAAGAGCCUCCUUACAGUCUUUGUCUUCACUGUCUUCUCUGUCAGCUCUGUGGAGAGUUACCAGUGUAUAGAACAUUUAUGUACAAGUUUGUCGUGUCCUUCGACCACAAGUGUUUGUUCAACCACUAAAGGCUGCUUCAACCAGAUGCAGAAAUUUGAUACACCAUCUACAAUUACAGACCACAUGUUGAAGGAAAAAGGGUGUUACACAGACACGUGCAGUGCAAUGACAUUCUCAGCAACACUGGGGGAUCAACGGAGAUUUAUCUAUGAGAACAGGUGCUGCACAUCUGAGAAAUGCAACCAAGAGGACAUAACUCCGCCUUCGUCUUCUGAACCCAAUGGUGUGGAAUGUGCUGCCUGCUACAACGAGAAAGAGAAGUCAUGCUCCUCAGUUACCACCCUGAAGUGCACAGGGAGUGAGAAAAAGUGUAUCGAGGUUACCGGCACGGCGGUUGAAACUUCCACUUUAAGGCUGUACGGGAAAGGCUGUGCAACUGAGAACGCCUGCAAUCUGAAAACGAAUGUCCUCAAUGGCAUACAAAUCCAAGCCUCAUGCAUCUCACCCGUUUCAAACCAUGGAAACCCUGCCCUCAAAUCCAUUUCAUCAGCUCCCAUUAUUCUGCUCUUGCUGAAAGUCCUGCUUUGA
Messenger RNA from Onychomys torridus (southern grasshopper mouse), 735 nucleotides. RefSeq names its product protein RoBo-1-like. The record is from RefSeq and is a predicted model, not a curated record. The transcript has 6 exons. NCBI's taxonomy places the organism in Eukaryota, Metazoa, Chordata, Mammalia, Rodentia, Cricetidae. Bases 67 to 735 code for a protein of 222 amino acids.